AGUCGCCUAGUGUUGGUCCAACUGAUAACUUCGGUGCCUCUCAAAGAUGAACCACAGUGAGAAGAUGUUUAUAUGGUGAUUGUGAAUUUUGUUUCUUCCAAUAUUCGAGCAGUUUGCAUUUUCCUUUUGAAGACAGAUCAUUUUGCAAGAGAAAAGUGACUUGGAAAAUUCGUGUAAAUAUGAGUGUAAAUAAUCACAGUGCAAGAGAUGGAGUGAGUGAGGGCAAGGGAGAUGAGGAGCACCUUCUCAAUCAUCAGGAGAAGGAGAGCAAUAAUGUGAAGUGCCACCAAAUGGACAAUGAUCACAAAGUUGCCACAAAGACCACCGAAGAUCUCGAAGAUCUCUUCAACAACAUGCCCCUCACUGAUGAGACAACAUGUGGAUUUUGGAUAUUCAAGGGGACAUUCUUUCAGAGAUUUGCCAAUAAGAAGGCAUACGUGUUCCUCUACGGCGUCGUUGGAUGCAUCUUCAGUGCAACAUACGCAUACUUCAAUGGGACCAUCACGACGCUGGAGAAGCGGUACAAGAUCCCGAGUAAGAACACAGGGAUCCUCUCAGUGGGCAAUGACAUCAGCACACUCUUCAUUUCGGCCAUCCUCAGCUACUACGGCGGCAAAGGACAUCGUCCGAGAUGGAUUGCAUUUGGAUUAUUUACGAUUGUGUUGUUUUGCGUGCUGACGGGAUUGCCGCACAUUAUUUACGGUCCCGGGGAGAAUGCACUUUCCCUGACCACAGAAUAUGGCGCCACAUUUGACGAAAAUACAACGCACGAGGUGAUGGAGGCGCAGAAGAUGAAGAUCCUCUGCAAGGCUAACCGGACAAGUGUAGAUGAUGAAUGUGAAACGGAGGAAGGAAAUCUCAUGCCCCAAGUUAUCCUGUUCCUGGCUCAAUUAAUCUCCGGUGUUGGCAGUUCACUGUACUACACACUAGGUGUAUCCUACAUGGAUGACAACGUGAAGAAGUCCAAAACUCCAGCAUUGAUUAGCUUAUCGUACUUCUUGAGGAUGUUGGGACCAGCUAUGGGCUAUGCUCUGGCAUCAGUUUGCCUCAAAAUGUACAUUUCGCCUUCGUUAACUCCCACAAUAAACAACACAGAUCCCAGAUGGUUAGGAGCAUGGUGGCUGGGAUGGUUUAUUCUGGCAGGAGUACUCAUUGUUUUCGCUUUUCUUCUUGGUCUCUUCCCGAAAAUCCUCCCAAGAGCAGCUGCAAGGAAGCGAAUAGCAGCAGAAAAAGCUAAAUUGGGUAUGAAAGUCGAUGAAGAAGUACAAGCAGAACUACCUGCAUCCAUAAAAGACAUGAUAACAACAUUCAAACGUCUGAUCUCCAACAACACCUUAAUGCUAAAUAAUCUAGCAUCGAUAUUUUACUUUUUCGGCUAUAUGCCCUACUGGAUCUUCACGCCAAAGUACAUUGAGACGCAGUACAGGCAAUCAGCAUCAGUUUCUAGUCUGGUAACUGGUACAGUUGCACUGGUCUUCUCAGCUAUUGGUGUCCUUCUGUCUGGCAUUGUGAUCUCCAAAUUUCGCCCAAGAGCACGGUAUAUGGCUGCCUGGAAUGUUCUCGUGGGAGGUCUUUCCGUUGUAGGAAUGAUCGGCUACGUAUUCCUUGGAUGUCCUGCUAACGACAACUCCAUGGUGACGGAGUAUACGGUGGCAAAUACAGCAAGGGAAGCUGCGAUGAAUCUCCCUCAGAAUUUCAGCUCAUGCAACAACAAUUGCCAUUGCGACUAUGUGAAGUAUUCUCCAGUUUGCGGUGAAGAUGGGAGAACCUUCAUCUCUGCCUGUCAUGCGGGAUGCAAGCAGCAAAUUAUCACAGAUCAGGGGAAAGUAUUCACAGAUUGCAGCUGUAUCGACAGCAAGAACCACACAAGAUCUCUAGACAAUACUUUUGGGAACUACAGCACAGAUUGGGAUGAGGACUACGUGAAAUCCACCGGAAGUGAAAGCGCACUGCAUGGAUUCGCAACACCUGGAUCGUGUCCUGUGGACUGCUACAAGCAGUUCUACCUCUUCCUGAUUGUUAUGUGCUUUAUAAAAUUCACAGGAGCCACGGGAAGAGCGUCAAAUUUCCUCGUUUCCGUGCGAUGUGUCGAGGAGAAGGAUAAACCCGUGGCCAUGGGCUUCAGUCUCAUGAUUAUGAGUUUGUUCUCCUUCAUUCCCAGUCCGAUCUUUUUCGGCGCUAUUCUGGAUAAAACGUGCCUCGUGUGGGGGAAAACGUGCACGGGGACUGGGAAUUGUUGGCUCUACGACGGGGAGACACUGAGGUACCUAAUGAAUUUCACAGCUGCUGGUUUUGUGAUCAUUGGAACGUUAUUUGAUGCGGGCGUUUGGUACUACGUGAAGGAUCUCAAGAUCUUUGACGACGAAGGCACAGAGACGGAGCUUAAGGAGAUGAAGAAGGCAAAGGAAGCACAAAUCCCGGAGAAGAAGUAAAGAUCUUCCUACUAACCAACCAAAUAGCUAUUUUUUGUGUAAAUAAAAUUCUUGAUGUUAAAGAAAA
Lutzomyia longipalpis is the source of this 2499-nucleotide messenger RNA. RefSeq names its product solute carrier organic anion transporter family member 74D (gene Oatp58Dc). Gene Ontology annotation, cellular component: membrane. The transcript is spliced from 9 exons. Gene Ontology annotation, biological process: transmembrane transport; sodium-independent organic anion transport. The record is from RefSeq and is a predicted model, not a curated record. Bases 180 to 2432 code for a protein of 750 amino acids. Lineage: Eukaryota; Metazoa; Arthropoda; Insecta; Diptera; Psychodidae. Gene Ontology annotation, molecular function: protein binding.